Laetiporus sulphureus 93-53 is the source of this 615-nucleotide messenger RNA. Its product is annotated as histone H3. Gene Ontology annotation, molecular function: DNA binding; protein heterodimerization activity; structural constituent of chromatin. Gene Ontology annotation, cellular component: nucleosome. The record is from RefSeq and is a predicted model, not a curated record. NCBI's taxonomy places the organism in Eukaryota, Fungi, Basidiomycota, Agaricomycetes, Polyporales, Laetiporaceae. The transcript has 6 exons. Bases 99 to 512 code for a protein of 137 amino acids.
GCUUACCACCACCGCCCUCGAACCUUCCGACCUUCAAGAGCCCGUUUUUCGUCGACUUCCUCGCCUUUUCAUCCCUAAUCAUACAUCGUUGAAUAGCUAUGGCCCGUACCAAGCAAACCGCCCGCAAGUCCACUGGUGGCAAGGCCCCUCGUAAGCAGCUGGCCACAAAAGCCAGGAAGACUUCGACGGCUACCGCCACUGGCGGAGUCAAGAAGCCCCACAGGUUCCGGCCCGGAACCGUCGCCCUCCGUGAGAUCCGGCGGUACCAGAAGUCCACCGAGCUCCUUAUUAGGAAGCUCCCCUUCCAGCGUCUUGUCCGUGAAAUCGCUCAGGACUUCAAGACGGACCUGCGCUUCCAGUCCUCGGCCGUCAUGGCGCUUCAGGAGGCUGCUGAGGCUUAUCUCGUCUCCCUCUUCGAAGAUACCAACUUGGCUGCCAUCCACGCCAAGCGUGUCACCAUCCAGCCCAAGGAUCUGGCUCUCGCUCGUCGUCUCAGGGGAGAGAGGUCUUGAAUGGGCCGACUCCGUUUAUCGUUCGUCCGUUCGAUAGGCUCCCUCGCCUACAUUACCUUCCUUGGAUUCAGUCCCCGUUCGAGCGAUCUUGUAUUGUACUGUG